Molecule: messenger RNA, 8592 nt
Organism: Porites evermanni
Lineage: Eukaryota; Metazoa; Cnidaria; Anthozoa; Scleractinia; Poritidae
Source: the annotation of a GenBank genome assembly
AGAAAUGGCGCGAAAUGGCGUUGUGUUCAGCAGUCAGUUUCCCGCCAAAAGUACGCCAUCUUACCACACCAAUGCAAACACCAGUCACAGGCGAUUUACGUUUACCUAUGACGACUUGUACAAUUGUUUGUACAGACAUAAUGAACCGCAACUCAUCGAUAUUGAGGUAUUCAAAGGACAAAGAAAAGCAAGCCAAAACGAUGGAAAGGAUACACAAAAAGAAGUUUUGAGUAAGUCACUGAAUGCUGGCUCUAACUACAAUAUUUGCACUCUUGAUCCGUAACACAGAGUUAUAUAAACAAUAUGUUUGCGGUAACUUAAUUUGUACCGUUACGUUAAUUGAUUUUAGGUUUGAAACAUAUGUACAGCCGCCAUAUUAAGACCUUUUCUCAAUUUCUAGACGUUAACAAUCCUUCGAAAAACAGAUAAAAAGGCUGAAAAAGAAAGCUUAAAUGUUUUGUUGUCAGCUUAAAAAAAUAACAAAAAAAUAAUAAUGAUAAUAGCUCGUUAAAAACAAACAAAUGUGUAGUGACUUUUGAAGUCCAGGGGGUACGCAUGUUUGUGAUGGGGAAUGAUAUGAUCCUCCGUGUUUUUAAAACCAAUUUUCCGGCUUCACAAGCAAAAGGAAGUGAACUUUGUGUUUUCAUGAAGGACUUCAAGGAAGACCCCCUAGUGUUGUUUAGUAUAGUAUAGGACUGUAUCAAAUAUAAACAGCCCAUAGGGCUGUAUUAAAGAAUUGGAAAUUCCAAUGUCAACAUUGGUUUAUGUUCCUAAUUAGAGAUUUGACGUUAAAUCUUGUCUUAGACAUUCACUGUCACAAAUACCGAAAAAAAAAAUCUUUUUUUUCCUAAUAAAAAAAUCUUUGUGCCCGAGGGUGUUAAAACAAUUAAUCACUUCCUGUAAGUUGUUUAGUAUCAUCAUAUCUGAAAUAUGCAAAAAAUGUAACCAGUGACAUUUCAAAUUACCUAUCCAAGGCCCUUUUCCUCACUUUUCAGGAAGGCUACGAUGAAAGAUUUGCUGCACUUUCAGUGAAAGUGUUUUCUUGGUGGGCCCACCCACCCAAUGCAUUAAAAAAACCGCCACAGAAGCCACAAGACUUCUUCAGGUCACGAUAUUUCCGGUUUACGGAACUUACAGUGCAUUUGUUUUGUCAUCGAAGAAAAUUCAACAUUCUUUAGACUUUAAUUAGGGGGAGGAGCUAUAACCCAGACAUUAUAACUGGAACACAAAUGAAUUAGCCCUUUGUUUGUAGGUUCUUGAGACUUUCUGAUUACGUGUUGCGCAAAGUUUAUGUUACAACACUUUGGUCAUCGCUAUUUUGGCGGCGUCUUUGAUAUGGAAGUGUUUUGAUUUACACAUAAAAAAAAAAAUCUAUCCUUCUUUAAAAUGAGAAGCGUUAGUUCAAGGUUGUACGGACCCACCAAGCGUUGAACCCAAUAGAAAAGUAGCGAGAAGAGAAAUCUCUUUUAGGUUUGAAGAUAAUUAGAGACCAUUUGCUACUUGAACAGUUUGAGGAGUAUAAUUUGCUCUCUCUGCCAGUGGUGGACAGAGAGAGGAGAGCGCGCCAGAGAAAGUUCAUUUCAAAACCAAGGGUGGGUUUAAAUCAAUUCAUUUUUGUGGACCAUUUUGACUGAAAGAGUAGCACCUCUGCCCCGCAUAGUAGAAUUAAACCAGAAUGACUCCUUUCAAACGUCUUGAUAAAAAUAACUCUUUGAUAAAUAAAGAAAGGGGUGGAACUUAACCCCCUUUUCAUCCUUUUAAAGGGAGGACCCCCGGUCAAAAGGAUAAAUCAAUAAAAUAACGAGGAAAUGAAGGGGGGGGGGGCUGGUUUUUAAGUGAAUCCAAUGUAUUCCAAGUCAUAAUUAAUAGAAACCUUAAGGGUAACAGGUUUUCGUGUUUUGCAAAGUAAUUCGUGUGAAAGUGUAAGACAGUCACCUGGUAACAGAAAAUUUAGAAAGACUGACAACCGAAAGCCUCUGCGAAGCCUGAUGAUCUUGUUAAUUUUUAUGUUAGAUCUGUAAAAAACAUCGCUGAUCAGUCCGAAUAUAGACUGCGAGCAGUCUCUUAUUUUUCUUUGCAAAGUUACUGCACGCGAAACCUAAGCUCAAUCGUCGUUAUUUGCAAGCGCGCUGGAUGAGAUAAGAACUAGACGGAGUUUAAGAGAAAAUGUGGACUUCAAGCAGUCUAGUCCGAAUAUUAUAACCAGUGCUAAGGGAGGAAAUACUGCAAUACUUAUCAAACAGAGGGUGUUAAGUAUUUUACAACUGUAAAGUCUCAUUUUAUAUCGGUUAGCUAAGCUACAAUCGUCGACAGAAUAAAAUGGAAAAGCAGACCGCCUUUCCCCCGAAAUCAAGGAAGCGGUGCGAAAGCCAAACCGUGCCAUUUCUCCAUCCUUGAUUUGGGGGGAAGACGGGGGGGGGAGGACUGGGGGCUGGGGUCUUCGAGGCCACACCCUUUUUCAGGUCGGUGGGAGUGAAAUGUUUUUUCUCUUAGUGGACCUUGGCCCUGGCUUUAAUUACAAAGCUUUGGAUUGAAUUACGAAACUGUAAAGCCAACUACGUCUGUUUUGAACCAAAUAAAGCGGGUUUAAUGAGGGUUUAAUACAUUCCUGGUAGUAUGCCAAAGAUUAAUUCCGUUAAAAGUAUUAUUACUUAUUAUCAAGGUUAGCUUUACAGACAACAUUUAUUAUUCAGACUCUAAGUAUGUCUUGGAAUGUUUUUCAUACUUAAUAAAUACAUAUCACUUUUUCCUGUUCUUGUGUUUCGACGGAAGUAUUUUCUGAAUUUUUCAGGAGGGUGCAUGGGGAGCAACGUUUAAAUAAGCGUGAAAGACUACUUGAUUUAUUGACAUUACGUACUUUACUGCCGUCACCCCAGCUUUGCUCACGUUUCUGACACGUUUUUGUUUUUGCUUCUUUUUGGUCUCAACGGACAUUUCCCACUUUUGUAAAUAAAAGGCCCUGGAGUUGUGAUUGACUCCCAAGAUAACGGGUGGGGGGUGGGGGAAGUUCCCAUCUCCCUUGCUAACGUGAAGGAACCUCCAUCAAAAUGUUCUCCAAAGAUCCUUCUGAUAGACAGAAUUUCAGACCGAAUUCCAACGGCCUGCGUAGGUGGCGGUUGUGCCUCGCAUGCGAGCAAAUGAUCUGCGAAAUGGCGAGGGCGUGUGCGAACAAAUGUAACCUCAAAUGAGCGGGUUUUGCGCCUCAUUCUCCUCGCGGCUUCGGCGCUCGUUCGUGCUCCCGUCCGAUUGCCCUUCCCCAACAAAGCCGUGAGCUACGAAGGCUAGAAUUUCAACGACCCGUAACCGUUGAGUUUGUUUUUAGAUUGUGAAGCUUGCCGCUCCAAACAAGGCGACUGCCCAGCUCACAAAGCACUGACAAGAAAACUGGUGAUACCUGGACAGAAACAGCCAGUCAAGUUUAGUUACGCCAUAGCUUCAUUUCCGGAGGAAGUGCAGUUGUGUGUAUCGAGCAUUCCUGGAGCGGGAUGCGGAGUCUGCGCCAAGCAGCAUAUUCCCGUGGGCACAUGGAUUGGUCCGUAUGAGGGAAAACAUGUCAAAUGUGAUGACGUCAAACCCAACACUGAUACGUCAUACAUGUGGGAGGUACACUAGAACGUUCUGUCGUUUGAUAAAUAUUUGGCAUUAACCGUUUAACUCCCAAAAGUUGCCAAAGUCAAAAUUUGACCAAAUUUCCAAAUUUCAUUUGUCGAAUGCCGAAAAAACAAGUAAUAACAUGUGAUGGUACUCAAUCUGAACUCACGCCACACUACACAUCUUAACUGCAGACUGAAAAGUUAGAACGACCUUUCAACUCUCCAUCUUUCACUCCGGAGGGAAAGGGUUAAAAGUAGCUUUGUGUAGAUGGCGAUAUUGAUUUACCGAGUGCAUUAUCACGAGGGGCUUGUGCAAAUUGAGAUAUAGUCAUUUAGAUCACUCUCUGGUACAAGGCGAAACAGCCCGGGGGAAACAAUCCUGCCUGCAAUACCAUCUCCAAGGCAUGAAUACUCCAUAAUCAACGGUUUUCAAUUAAUAUUUCAUUCCAAAUAACUCAUGUUGACUUGCGUGUAUUCUCAGAUCUUUUUUUGCAAAUUAUGAACGACUGGAACAACUCCUUCUUAAUAGUGCUUUGUUGCACCCGUGUCUUAACCCUUCACUCCAAUGGCCAUCCCUCCCUUUGUCUUUUUCGUUUAGCGUCAAAUGCGUCUCCUGAUUUUCCGGUCGGUUGGUCGGAUGAAAGAACAAACCUUAAAAAAAGAGAACAAAAUCACAAAAAAUCGGUGAAUAGGAGGCCUGAAACCCCAGCAUCAUUGUCGUGGAACCUGGAAACAACAAGACAAGGUCACGACUGAUCCACACAAACUCAAUAUGGCGGAAAUUAAUGAAAAUAUGAUGGUCGAUGUCAUUAUGGUAAAAAGCAAAAAGGAGAUACUCUACCGAACCUUCUAUGCCUGGAAAUUCUGUUAGAAUGGUCAUUUUUCAGAUUAAAAGAAUUGAUUAAGGUAAAAAGGUUUAACUAUGUCGUUUUUUUUCCUUUGAAAAUGCCCAAAAUUUGGCUCGGUCGGACGAUGCUAAACGGAGAAAACGGGGGAUGGUUUAACAGUCACCAUUGAAACUUACACAUUUUUUUUUUUGUAACAUCCUAAAAAAUAAAUAGUACUACGCUAAGACACUACCAAAGAUGUUUCACUAGAAGGUUAGCAUCGUAGGAUUUCGUCCACAUAUGUAAAAGUUAGUAUGAAAAAUCAUCUCACCAUCAGGACUCGAUCUAUGAAAGAAAGGGUUAGAAUUUAUGUCGUAUUAACUUUCUUAACGGUAAUAUAUUAUUUAUAUAUUUGCACCCUUUCCUUAAAGAUUUAUCAAGAUGGCAAACUUUCUCACUACCUCGACGCGAGUGACGAAAAUACAUCGAGCUGGAUGCGCUUCAUCCGCUGCGCGCGCUACAGAGAAGAACAAAACCUUUUCUCAUUCCAAUACUGCGGUAACAUUUACUACAGGGCGUUCAGGGAGAUUUCCGUGGGGGCUGAACUUCUCGUAUGGUAUGAUGAAAAAUAUCCUCAGGAUAUGGGAAUACCGCUGGAAGUGCAAGAUAUGGCGCUAGUAGAUCCCAACGGUAUGUCAAAACAGUGACGAAGCAACUUAGUUUAGGUAAUUCAAAGCAUUGUUUUCAGAAACUAUAUGUAGUGAUUGUUACUAGUUCACUUGUUGUGAGAAUGUCCACUGCUUCAAGGUUGCAAACUUGAUUGGUAAAUACAAAGCAACAAAAGAACACCCCUUGAACCCAUCUACCUCAAUUACAGGCUCAUUUUUCACAGAUGAUAGAUAGAGCUUUGCACAAAAAUAUGAUAUUUUCUCUCCCGGCUUAGUUGGUUAAUGUGCGGCUUUCUGUGCAAAAGGUCGCAGAUCGAUUCCCAGAUGUAACCUCAAUCCUUGCCUCCUCUUACCACACCUUUUAUUCCUUUCCGUGUUGGGAGCUUUAAACUGAUAUCUUUCAUACGGAGCGCUGAUGGGAAGAGGGGGUAUAACGAGCGCGCCGCACAAAUUCGUUGGCCUCAGGUUUGUUGGUCCCAGACGAUGACCAUUUCGAGCUGCUAACGUAAAAUAAGGACCCCUUGCCUUGACCUUUUUUUGUUAUAUAUAGAAAGGAAUUCGCGGUGUUAGAAUGAAGAAUCGGUCAGCUUAAUUGUUUCAUAUACAUCAGGCACUGAUCUGAGCCUUGAGGGACGUAAAAGAGCCUCCAGGGGCAUAACAAUAUCUCGCAGUGACAACCCCUUACGGCUAUUCUUCGUGGAAGUGGGGGUGAGUAGGGGCCGCAUUUCGUAUGGAACCUGUAAGCCCUAUUCGUACCCAUCCCCUCUGAGUGGGCAUAUCUGUGCCCAGUUUGUUACACGUGGUACUUUUCAUUUACAUUGCAUUUUUAAACCAAGAGAUAUCUUACCCUCUCGAGCUGAUAUCGAAAACGUUUUCCCCCAUCUUCUAGGUACCAGACUCCUGCAAGAGGUGUUAGCAGCUCAAGGCCAAAUUCAACCAACAGACAAAUCAAACGAAGCACCAAAAUUUUCCACGCCCGUCUCCACUCAGCCAGCAGUUACCUCGCACACUCCUUCCAAGAAAACGUCCCGGAAGUCACCUGUAUCACGUGACAUGAUACCCAAUAACAAUCACAUUUCAUGGCACCAGAAGAUUCCUAGUCCUGUUGUUUCGAACAUCAGGCCUCCCUCGGGCGACAGUUCAGUCCGCGCUGAGAGAACUCGGCACAUUUCGGAUCCUGUUAUUGCUUUAAAGGAAGAGCGCAUUCUGGUUGAAGAUUGCGACGACAAUAAAAGAUUCAAGCUGUCGCCGGAGAGCAGCGAGAUGAGCUUGAUGAAAUGCGGUCAAUGUAACCAGUCAUUUGCUCAGAAAAACAUGCUCCAGGUCCACGUGUGUCCGCACAUUCCAAGAAGGCCAUACAAGUGCAAUUACUGUUCAGAGUCGUUUUCUUUCCCCAACGAACUACGCACGCAUGUUGUCACUCACGCUAGCGAUAAGCCAUUUAAAUGCGGUUAUUGCUCGCGCACAUUUGCUGGAGCGACAACGCUGAACAAUCACAUUCGUACUCACACGGGUGAAAGGCCAUUCCUCUGUGAAAAAUGCGGCAAAACAUUUACACAGGCAUCCCAACUAAGCAAACAUCAACGAAUUCCACACGAGUGCGCACAUUAAUCCCUGGGUCAAUGAAUAUAUAUAUAUCGAAAGUUUUUAAUUGAAUUACCACACCACAAAAUUUGCUCCACAGAGUCAAAAUUUUCAGUAUCUUGUUUAGCUUAUAACCCUUUCAUUCCUAAUAGAGGCCAAGGAAAAGAUUCAUAUUUUCUUUUGUAAAAUCCUAUAAAGUAAAUAGCACAGUGCAAAAGUCCUACCAAAGAGGUUUCAUUUGAAUGGAAACACGAGAGGAUUUCAUCCACAGAUUUAAAAAUUAGCGUGAUGAAUUAUCUCGCAUUACAUUAUCUAGGAGUGAAGGGUUAAACAAUCUCCGGUUUUAGUACUCCUGGAUAGGUUCGGAUUGAAUGGCCAAACCCAAGGACUGGGACCACAGACUCCAAAGUUUAACCUAGACUCUUCCAUAUUUCGACUCUGGGACUGUAGGGGUUAAAUCUAGUCAUCUAAUUACGAUCUCAUAUAUUUUACUUGACUAUUGCUGGUUUGCACGAAACGUCAGGGAGGCAAUGUAGGUGGUUAAGAAUCAAAGCAUUACUCUCCCCUGGGAACUAAACUCCAUUUUCAUGUAAAUUCUUAGAGAAAAAUUCUAUUGUUUUGACCCCCAGCAUGGCUGCCUUGUCACGUGGUUGCAAACCAAGAAUAGAAUGUAUUCAUAAAUGACUACUGGUGUGUACUUACUCGCCAGAUUUUAGUUGUGUAGUAUUAUAGAUAAACUAAAGCUAUGCUCCGGUAGAUACCUCGAUCAUUCCAAGAAAAUUGUCGAAAAACAUACUUUCCUAAUUGCUGAAUACUGACGAAUCGGUUCGAAUCCCAUCUGGGGCUCAGAUUUUUUCUGUGUCCUCUUAUGGUUGAUUCUUUACAUCUCCCUUUAUUUCCUUUAAAAUACUAGUAUCAGUGGCAUAGACUGACGAUAUUAUUUUAAAAUUAAAAAACACGAGCCAUAAGGAGUCUUUUGCGUCUUCACAAAUAACUGUAUUCCUUAAACAACUUCAAAGAGAAUACUUUUGAUCUUGUUUUUGAUCGUUUGUCAUUGAGCUUCUUUCGUGCAUUUUUAAGGCAUUGAAAAUCAAUGUUUGUUUGCAGUAGCAAAAAAUUAUUCAAUUAUUUCUAGCUAAUUUGAAUAGGUAGAAAUCAUGUGUUAAGAGUCAAGUUCUACCGGAGCCUAGCCUAUGACGUCGACUUCGUUAGAAGUUUUGCGCUCACAAUAUAAACUUAAAGUUAGUUAUGGAGCUGUUUUUGAGUCAAAAGCUAAUCAAUGAGCAAUACACUGAUACAUGUGCUUUCAUGCGCAAAACGCUUACAUAGAAUUCACGAUUGGCCUGGGUUCUGUUCUGCAACAGAGCGUUUUCACAUGACGUUACCUGGUCCGCCAUACUGGUGUCCGAAAACAAUGUUCACAACCAAUCCUGCGUUCUUACGUAAAAACUUUCUCGUGAUUUCCAAUAAAUUUGCGUAACCGUUUUAGAACCGUUGUACAGAAUAAUUUGACAUGGUCUCACUUGGUGAUCCAGUUUGUGUUUGUGCACAUUAAAGGAGUAGUUAGGUUGCUAAGCAACGUAACCAACAGUCUACGUAAGACUAUUUUUCCAUGUCAUUCCAUGAAUAACCUUUAAAAAUUAUAAACAUUUGCUACCUUAAGCUGAAGGUCAUACUUUAACAUAGGCAAUAGGCUAUUUUCAUGAUUUAAAGCAGUCUCCUUUCGAAGCCGUUGAAAUUAAAAGAUUGCGUCGACACCUAAUACAUGAAUGAAAUGAUGUUUGUGUAGGAGACUGCUAGUUUCAAAAUCUGUGAAUAUGAGGGACUUCUUCUUUGCUUUCAUUUUCCCUUGUGUUCAUUUCACAAUUCAAUGACGAAUGGUGUCUUCCGCCAGAAAUAAUAAUCAACUAUUUUCAUAAC